CCCGGGGCGCGAUCCGCCGCCCGCCGCCCGGGGACCCGGCGAGGGGCGGGGGCAGCCCCGAACUGGCCCCCGGUCUCUCCCUCGCCGGUCUUAGGCAUCCCAGAAAGUUUGUCCCUUUGCUCUCCGCCGGGAGUUCUGCCGCGACGAGAACCCCAGACAGACCUUUGGAGCUACAGGUGCCUCCUGACUACUCUUCCCCCACAAUCAGGGUUUCCCUUACAGCCCUGCUGGUGUGGCCAGGCCCCAAGUGUAGGAUGGGGCUUCCCAUACGAGGGCCGGUGGCAGCCAGAACUGACACAGCCCCGCUGAUCUGGGGCCAGGACACCAGCUGAGGAGGGCAGGAGAUUCUGGAGUUAUGGCUGGUGCCUCCGUGAAAGUGGCAGUGAGGGUUCGGCCCUUUAAUGCCCGUGAGACCAGCCAGGAUGCCAAGUGUGUGGUCAGCAUGCAGGGCAACACCACCUCCAUCAUUAAUCCCAAACAGAGCAAGGAUGCCCCCAAAAGCUUCACCUUCGACUAUUCAUACUGGUCGCAUACUUCGGUGGAGGAUCCGCAGUUUGCGUCUCAACAGCAGGUGUAUCGAGACAUAGGAGAAGAGAUGCUGCUCCAUGCCUUUGAAGGCUACAACGUGUGCAUCUUUGCCUAUGGGCAAACGGGGGCUGGGAAGUCCUACACUAUGAUGGGGCGGCAGGAACCGGGGCAGCAGGGCAUUGUGCCUCAGCUCUGUGAGGACCUCUUCUCUCGAGUCAAUGUGAACCAGAGUGCUCAACUUUCCUACUCUGUGGAGGUGAGCUAUAUGGAGAUCUAUUGCGAGCGAGUUCGAGACCUCUUGAAUCCCAAGAGUCGGGGCUCUCUGAGGGUCCGGGAGCACCCCAUCCUGGGCCCGUAUGUGCAAGACCUGUCUAAAUUGGCUGUGACUUCCUAUGCAGACAUUGCUGACCUCAUGGACUGUGGAAAUAAGGCAAGAACCGUGGCUGCCACCAACAUGAACGAGACCAGCAGCCGCUCCCAUGCUGUUUUUACUAUUGUCUUUACCCAGCGCUCCCAUGACCAGCUUACUGGCCUGGAUUCAGAAAAGGUCAGUAAGAUCAGCUUGGUGGACCUUGCCGGGAGCGAGCGGGCUGACUCCUCAGGGGCCCGGGGAAUGCGUCUAAAGGAAGGUGCCAACAUCAAUAAGUCCCUGACUACUCUUGGAAAGGUGAUCUCAGCCCUGGCAGAUUUGCAAUCAAAGAAGCGGAAGUCGGAUUUCAUCCCCUAUAGAGACUCUGUGCUUACCUGGCUGCUCAAGGAGAAUUUGGGUGGGAACUCACGCACAGCAAUGAUUGCAGCCCUGAGUCCUGCUGACAUCAAUUAUGAGGAGACACUCAGCACUCUCAGGUAUGCAGACCGCACCAAGCAAAUCCGAUGCAAUGCUGUCAUCAAUGAGGACCCCAAUGCUCGGCUUAUCCGGGAGCUGCAGGAGGAGGUGGCCCGGUUGCGGGAGCUGCUAAUGGCUCAGGGACUUUCAGCCUCUGCUCUAGGAGGUCUAAAGGUGGAAGACGGGAGUCCUGGAGCUGUUCUGCCCGCUGCAUCAUCUCCCCCUGCCCCAGCUUCACCCUCAUCUCCUCCUCCACAUAAUGGGGAGCUGGAGCCCUCAUUCUCACCCACUGCUGAGCCCCAGAUUGGGCCUGAGGAGGCCAUGGAGAGGCUGCAGGAAACAGAGAAGAUUAUAGCUGAGCUGAAUGAGACUUGGGAGGAGAAGCUUCGGAAGACAGAAGCUCUGAGAAUGGAGAGAGAAGCAUUGCUGGCUGAGAUGGGCGUGGCUGUCCGGGAGGAUGGCGGUACUGUGGGUGUCUUCUCUCCAAAAAAGACUCCCCACCUGGUAAAUCUGAAUGAGGACCCCUUGAUGUCUGAAUGUCUCCUCUACCACAUCAAAGAUGGCAUCACCAGGGUUGGCCAGGUAGAUGUGGACAUCAAGUUGACUGGCCAGUUCAUCCGGGAGCAGCACUGUCUCUUCCGCAGCAUCCCUCAGCCUGAUGGAGAAGUCAUGGUCACACUGGAGCCUUGUGAAGGAGCUGAGACAUAUGUCAAUGGGAAGCUUGUGACGGAGCCGCUGGUGCUGAAGUCAGGAAAUAGGAUUGUAAUGGGCAAGAACCAUGUUUUCCGCUUCAAUCACCCGGAGCAGGCGCGGCUGGAACGAGAACGCGGGGUCCCCCCACCCCCAGGACCUCCCUCCGAGCCUGUGGACUGGAACUUUGCUCAGAAGGAGCUGCUGGAGCAGCAAGGCAUAGACAUCAAGCUGGAGAUGGAGAAGAGGCUGCAGGACUUGGAGAAUCAGUACCGGAAAGAAAAGGAAGAGGCGGACCUGCUGCUGGAGCAGCAGCGGCUGUAUGCAGAUUCUGACAGUGGGGAAGACUCCGACAAGCGCUCUUGUGAAGAAAGUUGGCGGCUGAUUUCCUCCUUGCGGGAGCAGCUGCCCCCUACCACAGUCCAGACCAUUGUCAAGCGCUGUGGCCUGCCCAGCAGUGGCAAGCGCAGGGCCCCUCGAAGAGUUUAUCAGAUCCCUCAGCGACGCCGGCUCCAGGGCAAAGACCCCCGAUGGGCCACCAUGGCUGACCUGAAGAUGCAAGCAGUUAAGGAGAUAUGCUAUGAGGUAGCCCUGGCUGACUUCCGUCAUGGACGAGCAGAAAUUGAAGCCCUGGCUGCUCUCAAGAUGAGGGAGCUGUGCCGAACCUACGGCAAGCCUGAGGGGCCUGGAGAUGCCUGGAGAGCUGUGGCCAGGGAUGUCUGGGAUACUGUGGGUGAAGAAGAAGGAGGCGGAGGUGGCGGAGGUGGCGGUGAGGAGGGGGCCCGCGGGGCAGAGGUGGAAGACCUCCGGGCUCACAUCGACAAGCUGACAGGGAUUCUGCAGGAAGUGAAGCUGCAGAACAGCAGCAAGGACCGAGAGCUGCAGGCCCUGCGGGACCGGAUGCUCCGCAUGGAGAGGGUUAUCCCGCUGACCCAGGAUCUUGAGGAUGAUAAUGAAGAAUCUGGUUUGGUCACCUGGGCCCCACCCGAAGGGUCAGAGGCAGUAGAGGAGACCGUGCCCAAUGACCACUCACCAGCUGUCCGGCCCACCUCACCACCCCAGUCCAGCUGGGAACGGGUGUCAAGAUUGAUGGAGGAGGACCCUGCCUUCCGUCGCGGCCGCCUUCGCUGGCUCAAGCAGGAGCAGCUGCGGCUGCAGGGAUUGCAGGGCUCUGGGGGCCGGGGUGGGGGGCUGCGCAGGCCUCCAGCCCGCUUUGUGCCCCCGCAUGAUUGCAAGCUGCGCUUCCCCUUCAAAAGCAACCCUCAGCACCGGGAGUCCUGGCCAGGAAUGGGGAGUGGCGAGGCUCCAGCUCCCCAACCCCCUGAAGAGGUCACUGUCCCCCCAGUUCCCCCUAACCGCAGGCCUCCAAGUCCCCGAAGGCCCCACCGUCCUCGCAGGAAUUCACUAGAUGGAGGGAGCCGAUCUCGGGGAGGGGGUUCUACACAGCCAGAACCUCAGCACUUACGGCCCCCAAAGCACAACUGUUCUCCCCAACAGCCCCAACCUUUCCCAGCCCAGCGGCCAGGGCCCCGCUACCCACCAUACACUACCCCUCCGCGAAUGCGACGGCAGCGCUCAGCCCCUGACCUCAAAGAGAGUGGGGCGGCUGUGUGAGCCCCACAUGCUGGGCAAACUGGGCCUAGUGGGGCCCUUGCUAGGAGGAAGGUGCCCGCUGCUUCCCCAAGAAGCCCUGGGGCAAGGAGGCCAGAAAGCAGAGAGCAAGAGAGAGGGAAGGUCCGAGUAGGUGGUAGAAGAUGCGAGAGUGAGCUGGAGGCUGAGGGAAGGAGGAAGAGGGCGCGGAGUUGCCAGGAGCAAACCAAAGUCAAGGAGGAACCGUAGGAAGUUGUCUUGGGGCUACCCGUUGCAGAGGGGAGUCCCACAAACGCUGCUAUGGGUGGGUGGGUGGGCUGGGGUCUGCAUAGCCAGUGUUUGACUUUCUUUUUGAGUGGGUGUAACGGGGAGAGAACCGAGAGUGAGGUGGGUUCUCCCCAGCUCUUGUCCGUCCGUUUGUCCGUCUGUCUGUGGUGGAUUUCUGUUUCCAGGGAGGUGUGGUGGGAUCCUAAGUCAUUCCCUUCCCCUUCCAGGCCUCCUGCUAUAUUUAGGGGACCUGUCUGGUUUGGCUGGAGUCCCACAAGAAUGUGGGACUUCUUAAUAAAGGAUAGCAAACAGCUUGUGGCUGGUUGGGUUUUAGUAGAGGCUCAGGUUGUGCGAGUAAAGUGUAUCGUUUUACUAAGUGUGUCAUCUCACGUCAUUUCUGCACGUGCGUGUGUCGGCCUCAUCAGCACUGCAAGCAGGCGAAUGCUGCCAUCCUGUUUUCUUGCAUUGAAAACCUCCUCCUGUUCCUCUCUUUGGGGUACACAGCCUGUUCUUUCAUUUCUGUUCGCUCUGGGUCUCUGCCCGGAUCCUAUACCCUCAGUGUCCUUAACAAAGGAGGGAGGGCUGUGAGGGGAAAUGGGGUCUUUCAGCCUGUCCAUGCCUAGAUGGAGGAUUUGGGGUUCUACCUCAUUGACUCACCUCACUUGUUUGAAAGGUGUCUGCGGUGAGUGUUGAUCGGGCUUCCUGUACCGGUUGUGUAUUUUCAUUUCACCUGCGUGUGUUACUUACCCUUUAGCGGGGCCACAUUCAACCUCCCGAGCAGCAUUUUAAGACUUGCUUACUAAGCCAGGCAUUGUGGUGCACACUUUGAAUCCCCACAGAAAUAGGCAGAUCUCUGAGUUGGAGGCCAGCCUGGUCUACAGAGUUAGUUCCAGGUUAGCCAAGGCUACACAGAGAAACCCUGUUUCCAAAAACAAAAAAAGAAUCGCUUUCUAGCUAGAUGGGUGUUGUGUUGCCCUUCAUUGAAUGAAGCAUUAGGAUGCUGAGACAAGGAAAUUGACACAGGUUCAAAGCCAACCUAAACUAUACCAGACCCUGUUUUAAAUGAUCACACCCCCAACAACCCAAAAUGGUUAAAACUUUUAAAAAUUAUAGGUUAUAAAUGUGAGUGUGGGUUUGUAUGUGUGAGUACAGAACAGUGUCCUCUACGUGGUACUGUGCUGGUAUUGAACUCUGGUUCUCUCCAAGAAUAGUAUGUACUCUUAACCACUGAACUCCCUGCCUACCUUAGAGUUUAAAAAUAAUAAUAAUAAAAA
Messenger RNA from Mastomys coucha (southern multimammate mouse), 5175 nucleotides. It is a transcript of the gene Kif1c, whose product is annotated as kinesin family member 1C. The coding region runs from base 356 to 3658 and encodes 1100 amino acids. Gene Ontology annotation, biological process: microtubule-based movement. The record is from RefSeq and is a predicted model, not a curated record. The transcript has 23 exons. Gene Ontology annotation, molecular function: ATP binding; microtubule binding; microtubule motor activity. NCBI's taxonomy places the organism in Eukaryota, Metazoa, Chordata, Mammalia, Rodentia, Muridae.